Portunus trituberculatus (swimming crab) is the source of this 2761-nucleotide messenger RNA. It is a transcript of the gene Nelf-A, whose product is annotated as negative elongation factor A-like. Gene Ontology annotation, biological process: negative regulation of transcription elongation by RNA polymerase II. NCBI's taxonomy places the organism in Eukaryota, Metazoa, Arthropoda, Malacostraca, Decapoda, Portunidae. Gene Ontology annotation, cellular component: NELF complex. The record is from RefSeq and is a predicted model, not a curated record.
UGUGGUGACGUCACAGUUGAUGACGUCGGCACAACAACAUGGCGGCAACAAGAGACCAUGAUAUAUCGCUGUGGCUCCAUAAUAAGCUUGGCACCUCGGCUGAUACGUGGUCGGAGGGGUCAAUUUGUGCCCAAUUAAACGUUGAAGUGCUGCGGAACAUCAAGGAAUGCUUCGUGGAGCUUCAAACACAAGUGAAGCUUAAGCUGUUACUGUCUUUUUUCCAUAUACCGAAGAGGAAUGUCGAGGAGUGGCGGCCGGAGCUGGAGGAGAUCCUGGAGGUGGCGGUGGUGGACAGUGAGCCUUGGGUGGCCAUGCUGGCGGAAAUUAUGAGAACGUGUCCCUCCACAGGCAACCUCAAUCUGGAGAUUAGGGAGCCACCAGAGAAUCAGCGUAUCACUCAUGACCUCAUCACGGAGCUGCGGAAAUUGGUCAAAAAACACUGCGAGCUCGGUCUGUUGCCUAUGGAGUGUAAUUAUCUAAACAGGAAUGCGUUUUUGGCUGCUGCAGGAAGCCAGGCUCCACUCACCAAGCACUUCGCACUCAAACGGAAGCCUAAAGCAGCUGCCCUGCGCGCUGAGUUGCUGAACCGAUCGGCUGAUGCACAGGCCAAUGUGAAAAAGAGCCAGCUUCCGACCGUCCCUGUGCGGUCUAGAGGCAUUCCCAGGAAGAUGAAUGAUACUACUCCUCUGAAGGGUAUUCCGAGUCGUCUGCCUGGGUCUGGGCUGAGGGGGUCUGGCCUGGGCUCCACCCCUCUCUCCCGACCCCUACCUCGGUCCUCCCUCACUCGAAAAGAUGGAGGGAUUAAACUGGUGGAGGUGAUGGAGACGCCGAUAAGUGGACAGUCAAAAAAACGCAGAAAAGCCCAGGAAGCGAGCGAAAACAAAGCAGCGGAGGAGGAAAAGCGACGCGAACAGCAACAACAGCAGCAGCAACAGCAACAGCAGACCGUGGUGGUGGUGGGGGGUGCUGUGGAGGGGGCAGGGGCUACAAUUGGGGGCAAGACAGCCAGCCAAGCCGCCCACAGCACCACCACCACCACCACUACUGCCACCCCGGACUAUGCAGCUGGUUUGGCCUCCAACCCCCCCACCCCAGGGACGCCAGCCACCCCUACCACACCCCUCCUCUCCGCCACCCCUGGCCCGGCCGUUACCACCAUUCAUACAAACGCAGUUGUGGGCACCAUCACUACACCACGGUCCACCACCACCGCCACCAGCCGCACCACCACCACCACUACUCUCCCCACCACACAGCGCAUCAUUGUCACCCCCACCACGCAGACACCCUCCCCCACCCUGGUCUACCGCACUGUCACCCCCGUGUUUGCCUCAGAGGUGGUGCCCCCACCCUCCCCUAUCCCGGUCACCUCCUCUGUGUCUGACCCGCACCCCACAGCCGGCCAACCACAGUACGCCACACUGCAGCCAGUCCAACCAGAGCUCGUCUACACCACAACACCACUCCCAGCCGCAGCCACCAUCACCACCAGCCAGCCCAGCACUCCACAGCCUUCACAGCCACAGCAAUUGCCACAGCAGGUCAUCACAGUCACCCCUGCACAGCCUGAGACACAGCAGGGCCCCGUGAACCAGCCCAGCGCAUCACAGCAGCCACAGACGCAGCAGCAGCAACAGAAACGUGGCUUGUCCUUGACGAGGGAGCAGAUGUUGGAGGCCCAGGAGAUGUUCCGAACUAGCAACAAAGUCACUCGCCCAGAGAAAGCCUUGAUUCUGGGCUUCAUGGCUGGUUCCAGAGAGAAUCCCUGUCCACACCUGGGGAACAUCGUAACCAUCAAGCUGAGCGAGGGAGAGGAGACAGUGGCCCAGCCUGACGGACCAAUGAUCACCAUGCUGGCCGAGACUCACUUCCAGAUGAACUACAACACCGGAGAGUGGAAGAGGAUUAAAAAAUAUCGCCCGCUCCCCUCCGAGUAAUUUGGGGUGUGUUUGGUGGUGUGUGGAGGUGUGUGGUGGUGUGUGGGGGUGUGUGUGUGGCCGAGACACUUCCAAAUGAACUACAAAGGAGAAGAGGAUUAAAAAAUAUCGUCCACUGCCCUCUGAUUAAUUUGGGGUGUGUUUGGUGGUGUGUUGUGGUGUGUGGUGUGUGGUGGUGUGUGUGUGGCUGAGACACUUCCAAAUGAACUACGAACUGGAAGAAGAUUAAAAAAUAUCGUCCACUGCCCUUCGAGUAAUUUGGGGUGUGUUUGGUGGUGUGUGGAGGUGUGUGGUGGUGUGUGUGUGGCUGAGACACUUCCAAAUGAACUACAAAGGAGAAGAGGAUUAAAAAAUAUCGUCCACUGGCCUCUGAGUAAUUUGGGGUGUGUUUGGUGGUGUGUGGUGGUGUGUGUGUGGCUGAGACACUUCCAAAUGAACUACAAAGGAGAAGAGGAUUAAAAAAUAUCGUCCACUGGCCUCUGAGUAAUUUGGGGUGUGUUUGGUGGUGUGUGGUGGAGUGUGGUGGUGUGUGUGUGGCUGAGACACUUCCAAAUGAACUACAAAGUGGAAGAGGAUUAAAAAAUAUCGUCCACUGCCCUCUGAGUAAUUUGGGGUGUGUUUGGUGGUGUGUGCGGGUGUUUGGUGGUGUGUGGUGGUGUGUGGAGGUGUGUGUGUGGCGAGACACUUCCAAAUGAACUACGAACUGGAAGAAGAUUAAAAAAUAUCGUCCACUGCCCUUCGAGUAAUUUGGGGUGUGUUUGGUGGUGUGUGGUGGUGUGUGGUGGUGUGUGUGUGGCCGAGACACUUCCAAAUGAACUACGAAC